AUGAUCUACCUAUCCGCUCGUGCGGCCCGCAUCGGGGCCAACCGUCACCCAUUGCCACUGCGUUCGUUCUCGAUUGCCGUGCCGGCCCGGAAGGAGGGGGACCUCGGGUCACCCAAGCCACGAGGAUUCCUUGCUGAGAAAGACGCCUUCAGCCGCCGAGAAGCCGCACAAGAGGCCAUGUACAUCCGCGCACACGAGGCAGAGAGAUUGAAGCACCUACAAAGCCAGUUGAAGGAACAACGACGACAUCUGGACGCGAUGGAGGAGCAUAUUAAGGAAGUUACCCGCUCGCAGGGUGGGGAGCUGAACUAG
Messenger RNA from Aspergillus ruber CBS 135680, 312 nucleotides. RefSeq names its product putative ATPase inhibitor mitochondrial precursor. The transcript is spliced from 3 exons. The record is from RefSeq and is a predicted model, not a curated record. Lineage: Eukaryota; Fungi; Ascomycota; Eurotiomycetes; Eurotiales; Aspergillaceae. Gene Ontology annotation, biological process: negative regulation of ATP-dependent activity. Gene Ontology annotation, molecular function: ATPase inhibitor activity. Gene Ontology annotation, cellular component: mitochondrion. Bases 1 to 312 code for a protein of 103 amino acids.